Molecule: messenger RNA, 702 nt
Organism: Mitosporidium daphniae
Lineage: Eukaryota; Fungi; Microsporidia
Product: Mo25 protein
Exons: 3
Coding region: 1-702 (233 amino acids)
Biological process (GO): intracellular signal transduction
Molecular function (GO): protein serine/threonine kinase activator activity
Source: RefSeq, a predicted model, not a curated record
AUGCCCCCAGAAUCUGCGUUGUUCAAGGGGAUGCUUUUAAGGGAAUCUCUAAAGCAGGAGUGCUUGGCACUCAAGUUUCUCAACUCAAACUUGUCUACAUACAAAUGCCCCCAGGAGGCUCUUGGAUUGCCCGUUUCAGAUGAUUCGGAGGCAGAGCCGUCUGUUUAUUCUUUGUUAGACAUGUUGCUGGAGUUUGUCCAGGCACCGAAUUAUGACAUUGCUUCGGAUUCAUUUGCGUCUCUGAAAGAAAUAUUGACCCGUCAUAAAGACAUGGUUGCCGAGUUCCUGGAGACCAACUACGAAAAGGUACCGGUCCUUCUUUAUGUGAAGAUUUUUACAAAACUGCACGCUAUCAUCAUGACCGCCAACUAUCUUACUAAGCGGCAAGUGUUAAAGCUUGUUGGGGAGCUUUUAUUGGACCGUUCAAAUUAUGAAGUGAUGUCCAUGUAUAUUACCUCAUCUGCCCACAUGAAGCUAUUGAUGACUCUUCUGCGGGACAAGUCCCAUAACAUUCAGUACGAGUCUUUUCAAGUGUUUAAGCUUUUUCUGGCCAAUCCAUCCAAACCAAAGCAAAUUGUAGACAUCAUUUCCAAUAAUAAAGAAAAGUUGUUGGCGUUUUUAAAGGGAUUUGAGAUGGAUUUCAGCGGUCCAGGUAGCGAUGGGCGUUGUAUUAUCAUUAGACUUGGACCAGUUCCUAGAUGA